Molecule: messenger RNA, 1806 nt
Organism: Dichomitus squalens LYAD-421 SS1
Lineage: Eukaryota; Fungi; Basidiomycota; Agaricomycetes; Polyporales; Polyporaceae
Product: serine carboxypeptidase
Exons: 13
Coding region: 42-1523 (493 amino acids)
Biological process (GO): proteolysis
Cellular component (GO): fungal-type vacuole
Molecular function (GO): serine-type carboxypeptidase activity
Source: RefSeq, a predicted model, not a curated record
CUAUCGCACCUCUGCGCGAGACCGUAGGCUCUGAAGGCGACAUGCGAUUGCUUCGUGCUGGUCUCUUGGGUCUGCUAGUACAGACCGGUAUCGUAUCCGGUUCUGCUCAGCUUCCCUUCGGAGAAAACGCGUUCAGCGCGUACGAUGACGGGCUGUUCACGCCUCUCGGUGAUCUGAGCUCGCUGAGCUCUACGGAGUUCACCUCCUUGGGCCACCCAAUGUUUCCGCGUCACAAUGUCCGCAUCAAGCAGUCGCAUUUCUGUGACGCUUCAGUACGGGCAUAUACCGGCUACAUAGACGUCGAAGCCAGGCACCUCUUCUUCUACUUCUUCGAGUCUCGCCGUGAUUCCGAUGCAGAUGAUGUAGUUUUCUGGACCAAUGGUGGUCCAGGAGCGUCCUCAACCAUGGGUCUUUUCAUGGAACUUGGACCUUGCAGGGUGACAAGCCCGAACAGCACAGCGUUCAAUCCAUACGGUUGGAACGAUAAUGCGAACAUUUUCUUCGUUGACCAGCCUGUAGGCGUUGGCUUCUCCUACGCAGACUACGGGGAGUCCGUGGGCACCACCCAAGAAGCUGGGGAGGACAUUGCGGCGUUCAUGGCAAUCUUUUUUGCGCAUUUUACUAAGUUUAAAGGGAGGGCUCUCCACCUCGCGGGCGAAUCUUACGGGGGUCGUUACAUCCCGGUCUUCGCCGCUACGAUAUACGAUAAGAAUCCUCAGCUCAUCGAGGCCGGACUCACUCCCAUCAACCUGUCGUCCAUCAUGAUCGGAAAUGGAUGCACGGAUUUCAGUACCAUGUUCCCGUCCUACUACUUUGCUCAAUGUGAAGACCCAACCUUUCCAGCUGUUCAAGGAAUCAGUGAUUGUGUACGGAUGAAGCAAUUGGUGCCCCGCUGCCAGAAGCGCUACAAAGAGGCAUGCGUGGACAAGCUCGAUACGAUCGACUGUGCGGCUGCUGCGGACUUCUGCCAGACGUCCCUCGGGGGUUUGUUCAAAGAUCUAAACCACUACGACCGCUCAAGGCCAUGCAAGGGUCUGAACAUCACCGAGUGCUACCCGAUCGUCCAGAACAUUGGCGACUUCCUCAACAACAACCACACCCAAGCUCUCAUCGGCGUAGACAAGUCGCUUCGAGGCCACACCUUCAACUGGAGUUCUCAGACCGUCCAUCAAGCAUUCGUAGCGAACCUGGACCACUACGCCUUCCCCGCGCAGUACUACAUCGGGGCCCUGCUCGAGCGUGGCGUCCGCGCGCUCAUUUACGUCGGCGCGACGGACUACAUUUGCAACUGGAUGGGCAACGAGGCGAUGACGCUCGCACUCGAGUGGACCAAGCAGGACAGUUUCCGCAACGACCCGCUGAGGGUGUGGACGAUCAACGGGAACCAGAUAGCUGGCCUGACUAGGAGCGGCGGUGGGCUGACGUUUGCAACCAUCGUCGGUGCUGGGCACAUGGCUCCGUAUGAUAGGCCCGUCGAGUCGCUGGAACUGGCCAAUAGGUGGUUGGCGGAGGUAGAUCUUUGAACGCCAGGAAAGCAGUCGUCUGUGGGCAUAAACUCUUGCAGAUGUUACGAGGGAGGAGAUUAAUGAAGCGGAUACAGCUGUCGAGAGUGCCAGGGCGAUAGAAGGAGCGAAGCUCUCGCGGACAUCCAAGACUUAUAUGUGAAACCUCCCUGACGGCUUUGUUAGCAGAUGCCAGCCUCCCAAACAUGUAGGGCAUCAUUGUCCCAGUCGCAACAACCUGUAGCACCUCGAUAUCGUCCGUCGAUGCUUGCAUGGUCGCGGUAUAUAUUGAGGCAUUCUCGAC